AUGUUAGCAGAAGCACUAAAGGAGGUUAAGGAAACUAGAAAGGAAAGAAGAGAGAGGGAAGAAAGGUUAGAGAAGCGUUCGCAAGAAAAUAACGUAUCACUAAGGGAAGAUUUACGAGAACCAUUAGAAAGGGAUUCACAAGAAACGAGAGAGAGAGACGAAACGUUACACCAAAUAAUAGAGUUGAUAAAGGAGCUUAAAGAAUCAGAGGAGAAGCGUUUUCAAGAAGAAAGGGAAAGGAGAGAAAAAUUAGAAGAAUCAAUAAAAGAAGAGUACCGAGAAACUGGAGAAUUAAUAAAGAAAUAUUUUAAAGAAGAAAGAGAAGAAGAAGAAAAAUUCUACGCAUCAUUAAAGGAAGAUUUACAAGAGAUCAAAACAUCAUACACGAAGAUGGAAUAUAAUCUGAAGAAGGCAAUACGGGAAGUACCAAAACGACUGAAGAUGAACGUCGACGAGAGAGAAAGUAAACUACAGACAAAUAUAGAACAGGUCCAGGGAGACGUGGAGAAGACGGAAGAAGAGCUAACAAAAAAGACAGAAGAAGAUGUUGAAGAAAAUAGAACCGAAAUGGAAGAAAAGAUCACCGAAGUGACGCAGAUGCAGAAACAAUGCAACAACGUGGUUGAGAAGAUAGAAGAAGAUGUGGAAGAAAAUGGAACCGAAUUGGGAGAAAAGAACAUUGAAGUGACGCAGAUGCAAAAACAAUUGGCAGUAAAUCUGAGAAAUGCUGUAGCCAUGCAGCGAGAAGAUGACCAGAGGGAUGCAAUCGAAGGUGAGGCCUUCACGUGUGGAAUCAAGAGGAAGAGAGAGACUACGGAUAAUGAUCAGUUUGGAAGAGAAUUGUUGAAGGAAUGCUGGCCCAAAAGUCGUCAGUGUACAACACUUGAGAACCCACUACAAUGCAGACCACUUAGUAAUGGGAAAGGAACGUCGGAAGAAAUUGCCAAGCAUUCAUGUAAAUUGAACGAGACUUUGGAACGACCACUGAGUGACAACGUAAUGGUAUCUGCAAUAAAAAGAAGAUUGAAUCAGAAAAGACAAGGAACCGUAUCCAGGAGCCCAAUUAAAGGUAGAGAGGCCUUAAUGAAGAUACUGGAGCAGUUGGAGUCUAUUAGGUCACAGAAAUACAAGCAAGCUAAUGAUCGAAACAGAGAAGGGAGUAAUGACCCAAGGAUUCAUAUUAAUCAUUCGUCUGAUUUCCGAGGAAGAGGAGGAGGGACCAAUAAACCGAAUGACACUCCAGAUGAGGUCCGGUCUAGAGUGAGGGCUAUAAUGACCCAAAAUAAACAUGCUAGGACAUGGUUAGGACAAUUAGCUGUAAAAUGGACAAUUGAAAGGAAAGGGUUUGUUUACAUUUGUGCUUUGUGUUAUAUUACAGUUAGAGUUGCAUAUUUCAUGUCAAAGACUAUCUCAGAAUGCAUAUAA
This is a messenger RNA of Schistocerca nitens (vagrant locust), 1425 nucleotides long. RefSeq names its product trichohyalin-like. The record is from RefSeq and is a predicted model, not a curated record. The coding region runs from base 1 to 1425 and encodes 474 amino acids. The transcript has a single exon. NCBI's taxonomy places the organism in Eukaryota, Metazoa, Arthropoda, Insecta, Orthoptera, Acrididae.